Molecule: messenger RNA, 5118 nt
Organism: Emys orbicularis (European pond turtle)
Lineage: Eukaryota; Metazoa; Chordata; Testudines; Emydidae
Gene: PARP4
Product: poly(ADP-ribose) polymerase family member 4
Exons: 36
Coding region: 1-5118 (1705 amino acids)
Cellular component (GO): cytoplasm
Molecular function (GO): NAD+ poly-ADP-ribosyltransferase activity
Source: RefSeq, a predicted model, not a curated record
AUGACUGUGCCAAUCUUUGCAAACUGUGUGUUCUUUCUUAAAGUGAAACAUUUACCUAUUCAGGAGAAGAAUAGACUGAGAACAUGCAUUAAAGAAAAUGGUGGAAUAAUUUAUUUUGUGCUAAAUCAUGAGUGUACACAUGUCAUUGUGGAUAAUGUUGCUGUACUCAGCUCUUAUCAUCUGAAAACUAUUGAGAAGUAUCGACUCCCCAUUGUAAGUGCUGAUUUUGUGUGGAAAUCAGCUGAAGAAGGAAAACUUUUACAGAUUGAUGACUAUGAGUCUAGUAAAUCAUUGGAUGGUAGUUCUGAUCAAAAGCCAAGCCAUUACGGUGAGAAAAACCACUCAUCUUCUGAGCAUAACAUUAAGGAGAAACAGGAUGCCACUGAGAAGAAUGAAAACUGUGGCCCUGAUCCCACUCCCUUGGAAGUCAGUGAGAGCUCCGUUGGGCCCAAUAUGGAGAGCAUCAGAUUUUAUACAGAAAAUGAUCAAGAUAUUCCUUAUUUUCCACAAGAUUUUGAAGUUGCAAAAUAUGAUGCCCUUGAAAAAAUUAGUACUGAGAAAGGCAAACAAGUUGUAGUUAUUGAAUUGCAGUGUUCCCAGGAAUCGUGUGAGUUUCCCUUUCGAAUAUCUGCACACUUCAGCAUGUCAGAUGGAUUCAAGAGUAAAAAACAGUUCAUUGCAACUAAGACUUCUGAAGAAGUAAGAGAAAAUUAUGAGAUUUAUGUUGAAGAUUUGAAGAACCAGGAUUUUCUAUUAAGAGAAACCUUUCCACCUGGUGCAGACUAUUUAGCCUCUAUGAAAUUACAAGAGCUACUUCUAGAGGAAGCCAUAAAUUCAAGCACUUUAUCCCAAGAAAUUAGUGCUUUUGUGGAACUGAUCUGGGCAGAAGCACUUGGUCAUUUGGACCAUUUACUACUUGAACCAGUAAACAACAUCAGCCUAAAUGAUGUGAGCAAAGGGGAAGGUAUUCUACUUCAAAUAAAGAAUGCAAUGAAUGAGGGAACAGCAGCAAAGGCACUGAAAGCGAUGAUGAUGGAGUUCUAUCGAAUUAUACGUCACAAAAAUGGAAUAGACUAUAAUAUUACCAAAAGACUGUUAUCUAGCAAACAGGACCUCUGUCAGCUAAUCAGAGACAUGCUUAAUGUUUGCGAAACAAGUAUGUCAAGCCCUAACCCACCAUCUCUUGCUAAAUACCGGGCUUUAAGAUGCAAGAUACAAGCUAUCAAUCCAAACAGUGAAGAAUUUCUCAAUGUUAAACAGCAGGUGUUGAAAAAUAAUCACAGUGACUGUCCAGUGAAAGUUUUACAAAUAUACAGAGUUGGCAGAAUAAGUGAAACAGCAGAGUUUCUGAGCAAUCUUGGGAAUGUUCAAUCCUUAUUCCAUGCAUCAUCUGUGCGCAACUUCGUUGGAAUUCUCUCCCGAGGUCUCCUUUUACCAAAGAUAGUGGUUGAAGAUCAUGGCAUGGAAAGAACUGAUAUUGGGAAGCUCGGGAGUGGCAUUUAUUUCAGUGAUUCUAUCAGUACAAGCACUAAGUAUUCUCCACCAAGUGAAAUGGAUGGAACUCGACUGUUGGCUGUGUGUAAUGUGGCACUUGGAACCUGCUUGGAUUUGUAUAAAAAAGAUUUGUCAUUAACUAAUGCGCCAGCAGGAUAUGACAGCGUGCAUGGAGUCCGUAAAAGAGCAAACAUCUAUUCAGAUUUUGAGGAUGAUGAAUAUGUUGUAUACAAAACCUGUCAGGUUAAAAUGAGAUACAUUGUUAAGUUUUGCCUUGCUGGAGACCAAGUAAAGCAGUUUCAGCCUGGAAUUGAGACAGAAUUAGAGCAAGAUCGGCCAGCGACCUCACAUUGUCAUUUACAACCCGAAGACUAUGCAUUACCAAGUGUAAAUCUUUUAAACCAUGUAAAAACUGGUCUUCAGGACACAUCUGGAAACCCAGUCCCUCUUGAAGAUAUUCAUAUCAAGGGGAGGAUAAUAGACUUCAUAGCACAGAUAGUAGUGUUUCAGACAUACACCAAUCAGAAUGAUAAUUCCAUUGAGGCAAAAUAUGUCUUUCCUUUGGAUGGCACAGCGGCUGUAUGUGGAUUUGAGGCUUUCAUCAAUGGGAAACAUAUUGUUGGAAAGGUUAAAGAAAAGGAACAAGCACAUAAGGAAUAUAGAGAAGCAAUCAGUCGAGGUGAUGGAGCUUACUUGAUGGACCAGGAUGCCCCAGAUGUUUUUACUGUAAGUGUUGGAAACUUACCACCUAAAACUACAGUUCUUAUCAAAGUCACCUACAUCACUGAGCUUAGUUUUCAGAACGGCUGUAUUACUUUUCAAAUGCCUGCUGCUGUGGCUCCUUGGCAACAAGACAAAGCCUUAAAUGAAAACACACAGGAUACAGUAAAGAAGGUUUGUGUUAAACAAAUAGGAACAAAAAAGGGUGGAUUCUGUGUGGCCAUGUCUAUUGAAAUGCCAUACAGCAUUGAACGCAUUCAUAGUUGGACGCACACACUUAAAAUAAAGAAAACAGACUGCAAAGCCGUAAUCAGGACUGUGGAGAAUAGUUCCUUGGACAUCUGUGGCUUUGCUCUAGAAAUCUGGAUUUCUCAAGUAUAUCUACCCAGAAUGUGGGUAGAGAAGCAUCCAAACAAAGAGAGUGAGGCAUGCAUGCUUGUAUUUCAACCAAAGUUUGAAACAAGGUUUAAAGGAAUCCAGCUGUCCGGAGAAAUUAUUAUUUGUCUAGAUUGCUCCAAUUCCAUGGAGGGUUCAACACUGCAACAAGCAAAGCAGAUUGCUCUCCAUGCUCUACAAAUGUCUUGUUUUGGACAGAGAGUGAAUGUUAUCAGAUUUGGCACGAAUUUUACAGAAUUUUCUUCAUAUUCAAAGAAUAUCAAAAGUGAUCUUGCAGCAGUGAAGGAGUUUAUUAUAUCUGCUACACCAACAAUGGGAAAUACUGACUUAUGGAAAACCUUACGUUAUUUGAAUUUGUUGUAUCCUUCUCAAAGAGACCGUAACAUUCUUCUUCUAUCCGAUGGACACAUUCAGAAUGAGAGCAUGACCUUCCAAAUUGUGAAAGAGAAUGUCAGACACACCAGGUUAUUUACAUGUGGUGUUGGUUCCACAGCAAAUCAUCACAUGCUGAGAUCUUUGUCUCAAUAUGGCGCUGGAGCAUAUGAAUAUUUUGAUCCAAAAUCGAAGUAUAACUGGCUAAAAAAGAUAGAAAGCCAGACAUCCAGAAUAUUUUCUCCAGGAUGCAGUUCUGUCUCUAUUAAAUGGCAACAGUUUGACUCAAAUGCACCAGAGCCAUUGCAGGCUCCUGCUCAAAUACAGUCUUUGUUUAACAAUGAAAGACUUCUUGUCUAUGGAUUUAUCCCACGUUGUACUCAGGCCACCUUAAAUGCACUAAUCAAUGACCAAGAAUUGCAAGCAAUGGUAUCAACCACUGAAUUACAGAAGACAACAGGAACACUUCUCCACAAACUCACAGCAAGAGCCCUCAUUAGGGAUUAUGAAGAUGGGAUACUUCAUGAAAAUGAAACAGAACAUGAGAUGAAGAAACAUACUUUGAAAGUCCUGAUUAUUAACCUCAGCCUGGAGAACUCCAUCAUAACCCAGUUUACAAGCUUUGUGGCAGUAGAAAAAAGGGAUGUUAAUGAAAUUCAGCAUGCUGGUCUUCCAAACAUUCUUGAACUUAUAGCUGAGGAAGAUAUAGACUUUUUACCCUACAUGGACUGGGAGCAUGAUACAUCUGGACAUGGAUACCUGUUUUCUAAUAGAGGAGUGGGAUUCGGCAGAUGUGAAUUGGCCUCUUACUCUGCUGCCGAACCAGGCGGUGCCCUGACCCCAGAGGAGACCGAAUCCAGGGAGGAGCUGCUGACGGCUAGCUACUUCGGAGAGACGGAUGACACCUACAGAGCCAAGGAUGCUAAUGAAGUUCAGCAUGCUGGUCUUCCAAACAUUCCUAUGGCUCCAGAACAUUUAGACAUUUUACCCUACAUGGACUGGGAGCAUGAUACAUCUGGAUAUGGAUACCUGUUUUCUAAUAGAGGAGUGGGUGAAUCGGUUCCUUUUCAUGAAGUAACUAGUGGUUUUUCUGACCACUUCCAAAUUGGAGGAGAUGAUAAGCUUAAAAGUCUCCAAUUUCAAAGUGACAAAGAACUUCCCUUGGUUGAACAGUGCAUCUUACCAGAUUCCAUAGGAUUCAGAAAGACUGCUGAAGUUGAAUAUGAUGCUGGUGCCACUGAAGUUGGACUAUUUGAAUCUAUCUCUGUGCCACCACUAAAAUUCGACCUGCAUAGUCAAUCACUUUUAAAAAUCAGACUUCCCACGCCUCCAGCUGGUCCGCCUUUUCCUCAACGUUCACAGGCUACUGGCAUUAAUUUUUCUUUUCAAGCUGCUUGCCCUCCUCCUUGCCCUCCUGAAUUCACUCAGGGGCUUUCUUCAUAUAUAAAGAGCUCAUUUACUCCUAUGGGCAGAACCCUGAAGAAGGCAAAUUUUGAAGCACAAGUUACUCCUGAAGUUCUUGCUUCACCAGCUAGGUUAAGACUAGGAUCACCAAUGGUACAUACUGCACCAAAGGGUAGAGAAAAACUUCAUCGUGAGCUCAGCAAGGAUCUUGUCUUAACAGCAAUGAGGAAAAAAAAGCUUGGUAAAACAUCAUCACAAAUGAGGAUUCAACGAAGUCGACCAAGUGCUGUAACCUGGACUCAGAUUUUUGAGCUCCAAAAUCAGGAUGGCUUUUGGAAUCUCAGCCCAGAACUUGGAGUUAUUUUGGAUCUUGAUGUGGAUUAUUUAACCAAUAUUUUCCUUGCAAAAAGAGGCAUUUGGUCCCUAGGUCCUAAAGGAAGAGAAGUAUUGCAGUUGAUUGCUACACUUUUGGUGCUGCAGUUCAUACGUUAUAAUCAGCAACUGGAAGGGAUAACCUUCAAAUCUCUAAUGAAACUGGAUGAUUCGCCCACUUCAAGUGCUAUUCACUGGGCUUUUGCUUCAGUAAAGAAAGCAGUGGAAUGGGUAAGAAGAAUUGACAGACAAUUUCCAGCCAUCUGCCAUCGACUUGAACUUGGGAAGGAUUGGGACUCUGCCACUAAGAAGUUGUUGGGUAUCGAGUUAAUCAGCACCAACUUUCCUCCAAGUAUUUAA